This is a messenger RNA of Leucoraja erinaceus (little skate), 7056 nucleotides long. RefSeq lists its product as uncharacterized. The transcript has 2 exons. The record is from RefSeq and is a predicted model, not a curated record. Lineage: Eukaryota; Metazoa; Chordata; Chondrichthyes; Rajiformes; Rajidae. Gene Ontology annotation, biological process: DNA integration; proteolysis. Gene Ontology annotation, molecular function: RNA-DNA hybrid ribonuclease activity; aspartic-type endopeptidase activity; nucleic acid binding. The coding region runs from base 1195 to 4872 and encodes 1225 amino acids.
GAGGCUAGAAGGGCUAGGAAGAAGAAGCACUACCCACGCGCAAGACAAAUGCCAAUGAGAACAGUCCCGAAUCCCGCAGCUGCCGGAGUGGCCGUUGUAGCAGGAGGGCCCCCUGCGACCAUCCAGGUGUAUGCUCCGUGGAAACCAAACGAUAUGUUGAUAAUCCUGAAUGGGGCACCAGACAAAGUCAAGUGCCCAGGACGAUUUGUCGAGUUCAUCGGCAACAUGUUGGACGCCUACCAAGCCGUCUCUUUAGACGCCUGGAGUCUGGUCAGACAAUCCCUGAAUCGAACGCAGUGGGGCAAGUUCCUCACCCAGCUGGGGUACAAUAACCACGCUGCUAUGGAAGCCGUGCACCCGGGAGUUGCCGGAGAUGAACAGCGGAAGACCCUACUCCUGGCGGCCCUCGAAGCGACCCUGAGAAAACCUAUUGACUUGCCCAAGGUACUGGAUCAGAAACCCAAGCGAAAUGAGGACCCCGAGGACUUCUUGGAAAGAUUUAAGGAUGUGUAUGGCUCGCAUGCUGGGGACCAGAACUUUAACACCGGUCAGCAAUCUCCCCAGUUCUGUGCUACACUAAUGCUCUGCUUGCCCGACGGCGUCGGUACCAGCGUUAAGACUAAUAAUCUAAAUUGGACCGGCAUGACCACCCCUGAUAUGUGCCGCGCCGUAUGUGCAUUAUGGAAGAGAGGAGAAGCUGGGGAUCCACCAGCAAAGGUAAAGACGGAAUAUGUUAUCACCCGAGAGCAGCCGCCAAAACCCAAAGGACCUCCGCACGCGGAGACUCGAGGAUACCAGAAGGAGCACCAGUCCUGCGUUCCGGUAUGGAUGGAUAGCCAGCACAAUACGUACCCUUUCCUUUGGGGACAUCCGAACGGACCUAAUGCCUCCCCGUACGGGCCACCAUAUGCACCCCGCGGAGGGAACAACCAGCGGCCAUCUGGAGGAAUAGGAUGGGGACCAAGAAAACCCCUGAUUUGUUAUGAAUGUGGAGGCAAAGGUCACGUACGCCGAGAUUGUCCAAGCGAUAAUCAGCAAGGAGAAAGACGAGGAAGUGAGAGAGGACACCCAAACCAGGGACAAUACGGACAGCCUGGACAGCAAGGCCAACAAGGACCCCGAGGAGGGUACCCAGGUCCCUCUCCCUCCUUCCAAGGAAUACACCAAAACCCCUUUGAAAAUUGACCACCAAAGAUGCUGUCGAUAUCCCCCACAAGGAGGAAUGACAGUAUCCCGGAGCCACACCUGAAGAUGACAGUUAAUAAUGAAUCACACUCCUUCCUUGUUGAUACCGGAGCAACUGUUUCAUCAGUACAAUGUUCCUUAGCCCUCCAGACUACUGGACAGCAUGAAAUGUUACAAGGCUUUGAUGGGAUUCCACACCCUUAUCCCCUAACUGUACCAGUGCCUGUCCAAUAUGAAGGAAUCCGCAUUAUGCACCAAUUUGUGGUGACUAACAAUCUGGACAUUAAUGUUUUGGGACGAGACCUACUUUGUCGACUACAGCUUCUGCUUGUAUGUCAGCCGCAUUCCAUAGAGGUUGAACACGCUCAACAUCGACAGUGCUAUCAGCAUCGAACACCCCAGUGGUGGAGCCUGGACUUGGAGGACCAAGAACACCAUGUCACACUUGCAUAUGAUGCGAGUGGAUCCAACUCGGAACUGGAGCAAUUCUUUGGGCCCCAUGAGGGCAGUCAGUGGACCAUCACCGAGUUGGCUACCGUAACCGGUCGGGAAGGAGAAGCGUUGGCCGUGUCGAUAUCUAUGUCCAACUGGAGGCAAAGUCCUGGCAUCGCACCUCAUCUUACGCUAAAAGUAUACUUUCCAUAUACCGCCAAAGACCUCGGACCAAUGGUUUUUCAGGCCUUGAAGGGAUCAGAUGAAAAUACCCAAGGCCCCCAGCAAGUUACCUCCGAUCUGUCCAUUACCUAUUCACCCACCCGACCUACUCAGGAGGGUACCUUGAGACACCAUAAGGGCCGAGAUAUUGUGGAAUUUACUGAUCCGGAAGUAUGGGCGGAUGAUCAGACUCAAGUAGGACUUACAAAUGUUGAACCAGUCCUAGUGAAGGUCAAGCCCGGUGUAGCCAUGCCAUCUAUACAACAAUAUCCCUUGAAAGUCCAGGCCGUACCCUGUAUCGACGUGUUACUCAAAGGACUAUUGAAGCAAGGUAUCUUGAUCACCUGCCAGUCCUGCUGCAACACACCAAUUCUCGCAGUCCCAAAACCAGGAAAACCGAAUCAGUAUCGUCUAGUCCAGGACCUGCGGGCCAUCAAUGCCAUAGUACAACCAUUACAUGCUCUUGUUCCUAACCCAGCACAUAUUCUUGCUACCAUCCCGGCUAAAGCAACAGUCUUUGGAUCGGUGGAUCUCCAACAUGCCUUUUUCUCGAUUCCUUUACAUCCGGACUGUCAGUACCUGUUUGCAUUCACCUAUAAUGGACAACAGUACACAUGGACCAGAUUGCCACAGGGCUUUGUAAACUCACCGACCCUAUUUUCUCGUUGUCUGCAGCAGCAAUUACAAAACCUGCAGUUACCUGAGGGGUCUGCAUUGAUCCAGUACGUCGAUGACCUUUUAGUGGCCAGUGAAACGGAGGAGCAGAAUAGGGAAGCUCUAAUUUUGUUAUUGAACUUUGUAAAGACAUUGGGAUACGUUGUGUCCCCCUCCAAAGUACAUGUUGGACAAAAGGAGGUGAAAUUCCUCGGAGUCAUAAUCUCGGCAGAAGGCCGUCGGUUGGACGAGAGCCGCACAGACCCCAUUUACAGAACAGCCCCCCCCACGUCAGCCAGGGGAAUGCGACAGUGGCUGGGAAUGAUCAACUACUGCCGUCAGUGGAUUCCGAAUGUGGCCCUGGACAUAAAGCACCUGACCCCUUACACCAGUGAGGAAAGUACCUUUGUAUUGUCAGGUGAAGCCUUGACAGCGUUCAAUAAUCUAAGAGAGGCCCUGCAGAAGGCUCCUGCGCUGGGGCGACCCCUGUAUGAUAGACCUUUUCAGCUCUAUUGUACCGUCCUGGGUGAAUGUGCCACUGCGGUUUUGACCCAGCUGCAUGGGGAUAAGCACCGACCAGUGGCGUAUUAUUCAUCCAAGUUGGACCCUGUGGCACUGGGGUAUCCCCAUUGUACACAGGUUUUAACAGCGGUAUACAAUAGUCUUCAGUCGGCCGCCAACCUGACUCUCCAGCAGGACAUUACCGUAUAUUCCUCCCACUCUGUGACCGCCCUACUGGGACAACUCCAGACCCAGCAUUUGACCUCAGCCAGACAAAAUAAAUAUGAGAUCUACCUGUUGAAUAAUCCCAAGCUACAGUUCCGGCACUGCACCACUAUCAACCCUGCUGCGUUUCUCUGCUCUCCUCCUGAUCUCCUCGCUCCAUGCGACCAUAACUGCUUGGAGGCUAUUCUCGCGGAUACAAGUCCGCGCCCUGACCUUAGCGAUCAACCUCUAGCCUCUCCAGAUUUGAUCCUCUAUACUGAUGGAAGUUCGUCCAUCAACGAGCAGGGACGCCGUCUGUCAGGCUUUGCGGUAGUUAAGCAAGAUGGAACCUUGCUGGAUUGUGGCAGUUUUGACCCUCCGUUUUCAGCUCAGCAGGCCGAGUUGUUUGCCCUCACCCGAGCCUGUGUCCUCGCAGAGGGGCACUCCGUCAAUAUUUACACCGACUCCCGAUACGCAUUUGGAGUCGUUCACGAUUUCGGACAGUUAUGGAAAAACAGGGGAUUCCUCACCUCGACGGGCCAUAAGAUUGCCAAUCAGAUCCUGGUCUCUGACCUGUUGAAUGCUAUCCUCCUGCCCUCUGCGGUAGCCGUAAUCAAAUGUGCGGCCCACACGACAGGAGAAUCCCCAGUCCAAAUCGGUAACAGGUUGGCUGACGAUGCGGCUAAGUGUGCUUCACGCGGUAGAUUUAAAGUGGUGGGUAGUAUGAUGAGGCAGGUGAAAAGCCUUUAUAUGGGCUCGUCUGAAUCUGAGAAACCUAUGCCAACCAUAAAUGAUGUAUUGCUCUUACAGGGGGACGCCUCUGCUAAUGUUAUAAUGGAAUGGGAGCAGCUGGGCUGUCGGAAGGCUGACUCUGGAUUGUGGCUCACGCCGGCCGGACAGACCUGUAUGACAGACCAGUUAGCGACCUGGGUCGUUGAUUGCCUACAUCUAGCCACUCACUGUGGGGCCACCUUGCUAGUAGACGCUCUCUUACAGGCAUGGUGGCAUCCUCGACUUAAGGUUUUGGCAGCCCAAACUAGUGCACGGUGCCUCACCUGUGCUACACACAACCCUGGUAAAGGAGUUGUCUGCCAGACGGGUCGUACUCCAUUACCUACUGCUCCGUUUGAAACCUUGCAGAUGGAUUUUAUUGAUUUGCCUAAGUGUCAGUGUUAUAAACAUGUACUUGUUAUUGUUGAUGUGUUUUCUAGGUGGAUUGAAGCCUUUCCAACCACUGAUUGCACUGCCUCUACGGUGGUGUCUAUUUUAUUACGGCAGGUUGUUCCUCGUUUCGGGGUUCCAAACACCAUCAGUUCGGAUAACGGCCCUCACUUCAUUGCCGCUAUCAAUAAAGAAUUGUACCGACAGCUGGGCGUAACCCAGCGGCUACAUUGUGCUUAUCGCCCACAGGCUGCAGGAAUGGUGGAACGCUUGAACCAGACCCUGAAGACCAAGCUUGCCAAGCUGGUGGACCAAUCAGGCUCCACCUGGGUUAAAAUGUUGCCUGUUGCUUUGUUCCAGAUCAGAGUCCUUCCAGCAGGGAAGACAAGGUUGUCUCCUGCAGAGAUCAUCUAUGGCCGACCUCUGCGCACCCCUUGGACAGACAUUAUCCCGGCCACAAUGACGUUGCAUCACAUGACGGAGGAGAUGAUACGAAAUAAAUCGCUGAGAUGAGGGUCUUCGUGGCAUUAAUAUGUGUGGCGACCACUGCAGGGUUAAUCGGUUUCGGCUGGAAAUGGACAAAGACUGAAUACGGACGGAACAAACGAGGAAAGAGAGGGGAACGAGAAAACUCCAAUUUAUUCAUCCAGGCACACAACGAGCUAUUCGGGAAGGGGCAGGUGGUUUGUUAUCCACAAAUGACAUCAGUUACCUCCCUGUUUACCCCAUCCCCUGCAUGGGGCAGAACUGAACGACUGGUGAAGUGCCAGAAAAAAAAAAAACGGUCCCUGUUAAACCCGUCAGCAUCAACUAUGAUAGGCUUCUCGCUCCACCGGCCAACUGCUUACCGCUCCCUAAGAACAAUAACCACUCCUACGACAUUUGCUACAAUGGAUCUAGGACGGCGUCAAGAGCACCGGCUAGGCCAUGUAACUUCACCACCAAUAAUGACAACAGGCAAUAUGAAAAUUGUUUUAGUAACCAAGGACACGGGUGUAUAGUCAUAAAUGUUAAAAAUAACCUCACUUGCGCUCUGCAAGGGCCCGUUCAUGGCUCCACAUGUAACCUUACCUAUAAUGGAGUCCAAUGUCAGGUGUCUAAGGACUGUAUCCCCGUAAAUGCUGGAUUUCAGUUGUUGUGUGGAUGGGCCAACGGGACCCAUCUGACAGUAGGAUCCCAUCACCUGCCAAUCCCUAGUUAUAGCAAUGGGAUCAGUGAAGCGUGGAGGGACUGGUCUGGAGGGGGAGAAGUCAUUAAUACCCGAAGGGGCUGUAAUGGAUCAUUAUAUACGGAGGAAGGAUAUUACUUUUUCUUUAAUGGGAAAGGAACCAAUGUCCUAAAACCCCCUUUCCCCAAGAACGUGGCAGUUGGAGCAUUGGUGCCAACCACAGUACCUUGUCCCGAGCAAUGGACUAAACCCAUGGCUCGGGUUCGUCGAAGGACAGUGUCAGCCGAGUUUUGCGCGCAAUGGAGAAAUCCAGGGGUUAGGGGAGCUACCCACGGACAUGCCAUUGGAUGGGGAUUAUUAAGCAUGCUAACCAUGGGAGGAGUGGGUGGAGGUGAAGCAGCCAAAAACCGAAAUUACCUUGUUUGUGGCCUGACAAUUCUGGGCAAUGCAACAACUGGAGCCUUGGAGGCAGUAAAAACCCAGAUGGCCGAAAUGAGGAUGUUUUCCCUACAAAAUAGAUAUGCGCUCGAUUACUUAUUGGCUAGAGAAGGGGGGACCUGUACCGUCAUAAAAGGGAAAUGUAUGAUGGGGGUUCAAGACCGGACUAGCAACAUCACACAACACCAGAAAGAGAUUACCACCUUUUUGGAUGGAAUAAAUGAAAACCAGGGAUGGGGGAAUUGGGGAUUAGGGGGAGUAUACAACUGGAUCAUCAGCAUUGCCAUCUAUGCUGCUAUAGUAGUUACUUGCUUAUUUGUGGGGAUUGCUAUUGUAAAGUGUAUCAUAGCCCGAUUAAUGGUGGCUUUAUCGGGUUUGGGGACCACCCCCGAGGAAGCUAAAAGUUCUGUACGAAUGAUGAUCUUACAGCGUGAGCAGGAGAGACUGUUACCAUUCCCCAACGACAGCGAAAACGAUGAAGUGAGUGAGGAAGGAGAAUUGGGGGAUAAAGGUCAGACGGUCCAAGAAGCCUUGGCCAGGGAACUAGAAGGUUACGAGAUUCGGCGAAUGGGACUUUUAAAUGGACUAUGAGUGUUGCCAUAAGAAUGGCAAAAGGGGGGAAUGAUGAAUAGAAAUUCUGAAUCAAUGUUAUAAGAUUGUUCUGAAAGACAAAAUGGUUGGCCAGGUAGACUGAAACAAAGGACAUAAGAUGGCUGCUGACCAGACUUGCUGGAACAGCAGCCUAGGAGCGAAUACACAAUCUCUUGCAGUUACUGUGUAGUCAUGAAUAAAGGAUCACAGGCCCAGUCUGACAAGAUUGAGGAAUACACAACCCCCCCCUAGCCAGAAAGACUAAGGAAUGUACUGGUCUGAGAUUAUGCGUGGUUCCUCUAACAUCCCCUUAUAUGGACAUACUUGGUUUCCUGUAUUCUCCCAACGUGUUGGUCCUUUGAUCGGGGGGAAUGUGGGAGGUGCUAAACGGUGGCAUUAACAUAUAAAGAGCCUUGCAAUUAAGGGCAGGCAGCUUGACUCUUUGCCAGGUUGUAACCUGUGUGGAGAUUCCUGCUCAAUAAAACGUACGUUUAAAGCAA